Molecule: messenger RNA, 1732 nt
Organism: Cannabis sativa
Lineage: Eukaryota; Viridiplantae; Streptophyta; Magnoliopsida; Rosales; Cannabaceae
Product: protein C2-DOMAIN ABA-RELATED 11
Exons: 4
Coding region: 949-1479 (176 amino acids)
Source: RefSeq, a predicted model, not a curated record
AGCUGUAAUGUUAUUAUGCUACCCUACCUUUCUUCUUUUCUUCACCUUUAAACAAUAAACUUAAGUAUUCAGCAAAAAGUAAAUAAAUUAUUAAUACAUAAAAUAAGAAACUUACGUUUUAAAUCACACGAGCUUCGUCCACCGACCAUACUUAAAUAAUUUUUUUCCUUUUCUUUUCCAAGAGGAGGAGCUACUCCAUCAAUGAAAUUAUACUGGUGCCAAUCAAUUAUUACUAUUUUUUUUCUUUACUUUUUGGUUCUUUCACCUUUUUAAAUUUGUCAGUUUCAAGGCCUAUUCAGAAUUCAGAUGCUUCUUUUCUUUUUUCUUUAGAAAAGGGAUCUCAUUUAUUCGUUACAAAGGAAUAGGGUCAUAUACUCAUAUCUGCUAAAUCACAGUAUAUGUAAGUCCAACAAAAGAGGGGGUACCCCCACCAAACUACAAUUAUUUUUCACCUUUCUACUUUUACAACCUGUCUUCUAUGUUGUUUUUCGUUUUCUCUUAAAAGAAAAUGUGAUCACCAAUUUCAUUUUUUUUUUCCUGAAAAUAAUAAUAAUAAAUAGACGUAGUCCAGACAAGGGGGGAGUUAGUGUGGAGUGGACCGCACUGGUACUUACUGACUGGUCUGGUUUGAAACCAAAGUAAAUGAAUGAACUGGUCUAGUCAAAGCUAUGAUAAUAUCAUCCUUAUGACCAUUGACCGGUAAAUGCCGGUUACAAGUACAUUAGUUCUCACUUGCUUUUGUUGGAAAUUUACAUCCUCACCAGCAACCUGUUGUUGCCGGUAGCCAAGCCACUCAAAUCCAAAACUCUGGUAUAGCUCACACACUCUAUGGUAGCGAACCAAAUAUCACAUACCUUUUCUUGGUUUGGCUGAGCAAAACUACAUUACCAACUUCCGAGACCAUAUAUCAAAUUCAAAACUAUCAACAAAACCUUUUUCUCGGUUAUUAUGGAGGGGCAAUUGGGGCUGCUAAAAGUUGUUGUUGUGCAAGGGAAGAAACUGGUCAUCCGGGAUUUCAAGAGUAGUGAUCCUUACGUUGUAGUCAAGUUAGGCAAUCAGACAGCAAAAACAAAGGUUAUAAAUAGUUGCCUUAAUCCAGUCUGGAAUGAAGAGCUGACUUUCUCCCUCAAAGAACCUAAUGGGAUUUUAAAUUUGGAAGUGUUUGAUAAAGACCUAUUAAAGACAGAUGACAAAAUGGGACAUGCACAACUCAGCCUUCAACCACUUGUCUCUGCAGCUAGACUCAGGCAGAUUCUGCAGAACUUCAAUGGGGAGACAGUGUUAAGGAAGGUUGUCCCAGAUGGCGAUAACUGUUUGGUCAGAGAGAGCUCCAUCACUUGUGUCAAUGGUGAGGUGGUGCAGGGUGUUUGGUUAAGGCUGUGUGAUGUCGAAUCCGGGGAGAUCGAAUUGAAGAUCAAGCUAGCUGAUCAACCUCCUGUUGGUCUUCCUAAUGCUACCUCAAGAAAGAGUGGAAACUAAGGUUGGAGUAGUUUUGUGUAGGAUGUAGACGUGUUUCUAACAAUGGAAAAUUUAAAAAGAGUGGAAAUAUUAUUGUAGUUUAGCUAUCUUGGGAUAAAACACUAUUUGAUAAUAUAAGCAGAUUUAAAUUUAGCUUAGCAUUGAUUUGAGUUUGAAAUAUGAGAUUGCCAAGAUUGUUUGUGCUUGUGAGUCCUGUAAUCUGUAUGUGUACAUACUUUAUGUUCCUUUUUUUAAAAUGAUUUUUGAUCAAAAA